AUGAACAUUGUCUCGAACCAAGAGGGUUAUUUUUCCGGUAUGACCCUGCGAAAGUGAUUAUUUUCGACUGGCAAGGGUACUGUUGACCAGUCUUUUCUCACCUCGACCUCUUCUCGUGAAGGAAAGGGAACGAACGUUCAGGCAGUUGUUCAAAAGCACGCAGAGCCUUGCUGUGCUAUCACUGAGGUCAACUCCGAUUUGUCAUUGACAUGUGCGUCGACAACCGACGACCCAAACGAAGAAGAGACCACCGUUUCCUGUACAUUGGACCAGCUCUCACCCUGGGAACGCUGGCUUCUAGAGAAGGAGGCAAAGCGAAUAAAAGAGCACAAGAAACUUAUGCAGAAAAGGGAAAUCCAGCGUGCAAAGGAGAGGGAGGAAGAGAGGGCCCAGGCAGCAAGGAAAGAACUGCACAAAAGAUUAUACAGGGAAUGGGUGAAAAAGAAGAGGGCCGAACUGUUGGAAGGACGUCGCGCGAAGGAGCUGGAAGCACAGGAAGCCCUCAAAACUGAAAUGCAACGAAAAGAAAAGCUAAAGGUAGUUGCGCUAGCUGUGUUGUAG
Molecule: messenger RNA, 561 nt
Organism: Dibothriocephalus latus
Lineage: Eukaryota; Metazoa; Platyhelminthes; Cestoda; Diphyllobothriidea; Diphyllobothriidae
Source: the annotation of a GenBank genome assembly